This is a messenger RNA of Phytophthora sojae, 1641 nucleotides long. RefSeq lists its product as hypothetical. Gene Ontology annotation, molecular function: zinc ion binding; ubiquitin conjugating enzyme binding; ubiquitin protein ligase activity. The record is from RefSeq and is a predicted model, not a curated record. Gene Ontology annotation, cellular component: cytoplasm; ubiquitin ligase complex. NCBI's taxonomy places the organism in Eukaryota, Oomycota, Peronosporomycetes, Peronosporales, Peronosporaceae. Gene Ontology annotation, biological process: positive regulation of proteasomal ubiquitin-dependent protein catabolic process; ubiquitin-dependent protein catabolic process; protein polyubiquitination. The transcript is spliced from 5 exons. The coding region runs from base 1 to 1641 and encodes 546 amino acids.
AUGCAGCCCGCAACGUGGACUCGCGACCGCGCUGCGCAGCUCGCGGCGCUGUACAGCUCGCUGCGACAGCUGCAGACCUUCUCGGGCGAGGACGAGCGCAUGCGCUGGCGCUGGCGGCUGCACCAGCUGCGGCGGCAGCAGGACAUGGAGCAGCAGGACGCGCCCGACGCUUGGGCCGCGCACAUGGCUUCGCUGCUGACGGCGAUGGAGAAUCAGAUCUCGGCGCUGCCAGUGGAGAGUGAUGGUCGCUUACGAGGCUCGAUCCCCAUUAUGGAGAACGAGACGCUGGCCACCAUGGAAGACACGAGACGAGGCAGCUGGCAGCACAUGUCCAGCUUUGUGCGGGCCGCCUCAGGCCGCACCCUGGGCGCUCUGACGCGCGCCAGCGCCCGGGAUCGAGGACGGUCCUUGCCGCUGUCGACUCGCAUGAGCAUGACCGAGUUCGAUGCAGAGGUGAAGGACGAGGAGACGGGAGAUGAGAUAUCCCUUGCAGUCGCGGCCUUGUCCUUGACGGCGUUCAGACGGCAGGAGAGCAACAGCCUCGGCCACUCGGUGCCGAGCUUGCUGCGGUCUAUGGCUAGCUACUUGGGUCUAUCCAUGGAGGAGACGUUCCUCUGUCAGAUCUGCUACGACUACGCGCCUGUGAGUACGUCGUACGCACUAACGGGGUGUGGCCAUACUUUCUGCGAGGCGUGCUUGAAGAACUAUCUGGAGUUUAAGAUUAAGGAGGGGCAGGUCUAUCCCAAGUGCUUUUUUGAGAACUCGGACGACAAGGCGGCGUGCAAGGCCGAUAUCGUGGUGGAUGACAUCCAGUCGCUAGUGUCCGACGAGGUCUGGCAGAAGUAUAACAAGUUCAAGUUUAACAAGGAGCACGAGCUCGCGCGGCAGUGCCCGUACUGCGACCACUCGCAGAUAUGCGCUGGGAGUGACCACCCGGAGUGCGUUUGUGAGGCUUGCAGCCGCGAGUUUUGCUUCGUGCACAGCAAUGCUCAUCAAGGUCGGACCUGUGCCGAAUACGACAAGCAGAUGAUCGCUGUGGAGAAGCUCAACAAUGCCCUGAUUAGUAAGAUCUCCAAGCCAUGUCCUGGAUGCCAGAACAAUGUCGAGAAGACUGGCGGCUGCAAUCAGAUGAAGUGUGUCGUGUGCAACACAAGCUUCUGCUGGAUCUGCCUCAAGGUCAUCGACGACAGUGUCUUCCCGGAGCACUUUCAGUGGUGGAAUGUCCGAGGCUGCGCAGGCAAUCAGAUGGCAGACAUCGAGGGGCAAGGCACCACUCAAAAGGGCAUCGGUAUGGUGAUGCGGAUUCUCUUCUUCGUGCUGUUUGGCCCGCCUGCGUUCGUACUGGCUGUGGUGUUCUGCAUCCUGUGCUGCUGCUUCCUUCCCUGCACAACCAACGCUCGGCUCACGUUCCGGCAAGCGUUCACGACCUGCUUUUGCGCGUCUGGCUACGUGCUCCUUGCGCCAAUCGUGCUGGCGUUGGGACUCGCUGCCCUCGGCGUGUUCAUCGGUGGCGUCGCUGCUGGAGCUGCAGUGCUGGUUUCGCGUCGCUCGGGGCACGACGAGACACUCACGGCACAUGAUAUCGAAGACACGAACGGCCAAUCGCCCAGCGACCAGACCAUCUUUCGCGUGUCCACCUGA